AUGGCCACAGUCAACCAAAUCGUCCCUGGUUUCAGCCUAACCAACCGCUGGCUCCUCUACACCAGCUUCAUGCUCUCACCCGCCCAAUACAUCUCCGGCAUCGGCAGCAACCUCCCUACCAACAUCGGCUUCCUCGCCUACAACUGGUACACCCAGAUCCAGUGGUACCGCGCCGUCCAGAACAAGGAACUACAGGCGCUCUCCCUGCUCCCCGUGCACUUCAACCUCAUCUACGCGGUCACAUACCUCGGCGGCGUGACGUGCGGCAACCUCCCCAUGGCGGUGGUUCUCGGCGCCGGCACGGCGGGCGUUCUUGUGCUGAACACGGUGUCCGCGUGGAUGAGCUGGGCGACAAACCAGCCGGACGGGUACGGCGAGUACGAGUUCUUCUUCUUUGGCUGGCGUACUCUAAGUGAGGGGUGGCAUAAGUUUGUGCUGGUUUGGCAGAUUGGUGAUUCGAUGUUUGCGUGUGCGGGCGUCUUGAUGGCCUUUUAUGUGGCUGUGAAAUCGGUGUUUACGGACGAUCAUGAUGGAGGUGCUUCUGUUGUUGUUCCGUGGCGGGGAAAGUCGAAGACGAGUGUUUCCAAGUUCAAGUAUCAUGCUAUUCUGUUGGGUGCGGUGGUGGUUAUGGCGGGAGGUUGGCCGCUCAUCUUGUGGACGGAGUUGAUUGUGCAGAGGAACAAUGUUGCGUCUGAUACUGACAUGGUGGCUGUGUGGUUGUUUGUUGCUCAGGUUGUUGCCUUGAUUCUGCCGGGUUUUGAGACCGUCUGGGCGGUCAUGUCGUGUGGUUGGAGGCGCAAAAAUGGGCCUUGA
Messenger RNA from Pochonia chlamydosporia 170, 813 nucleotides. RefSeq lists its product as hypothetical. The record is from RefSeq and is a predicted model, not a curated record. The transcript has a single exon. Bases 1 to 813 code for a protein of 270 amino acids. Lineage: Eukaryota; Fungi; Ascomycota; Sordariomycetes; Hypocreales; Clavicipitaceae.